This is a messenger RNA of Microdochium trichocladiopsis, 1992 nucleotides long. Its product is annotated as major facilitator superfamily transporter. Lineage: Eukaryota; Fungi; Ascomycota; Sordariomycetes; Xylariales; Microdochiaceae. Bases 381 to 1685 code for a protein of 434 amino acids. The record is from RefSeq and is a predicted model, not a curated record. The transcript has 4 exons. Gene Ontology annotation, biological process: transmembrane transport. Gene Ontology annotation, molecular function: transmembrane transporter activity. Gene Ontology annotation, cellular component: fungal-type vacuole membrane.
AUCGAGGUCGUUCCUGUCAAGCGCCAACGCCGCCUGUGCUUCGACCAAGUGAUUAAAGGGUGCUGAUAGAACCAAUACUAGACAGCAGUCACUGCCACGCAAAUUUCUUGACGUGAGUAAGCUCCAAAGUGCUCGUUGGGUGGCUCAUGCAAAAAGCACGGAUGAUCCGUGGAUGAUCCGGGAGCAACCAAAUGGAUCAUCCGCGGGCUGGACCUGAGCGCGCCGACGCGAGGACUGUAGCCACGGCUUUUCAGUCGCUUAUGGCUACCACCUUUGGUAGCAUCCGACAGAUAAAUAAGCUGGAUCUCACUGUUCGAUCUGAAAGUCAUACCCAAUAACUACCACUUUACAACAACCAACUCACAAUUCUACUCAAUACCAUGUCGGAAGCUCCGAAGACAACUGUACGUGCCUGGCUGGCACUGGCCGGAGGCGCAGUCGCCCUCUUCUGCACGGUCGGUUUCCUCAACGCCUUCGGUGUCUUCCAAGAAUACUAUUCGACGUACCUGCCCGGACGAUCACCCUCCGACAUCUCAUGGAUCGGCUCCCUGUCGAUAUUCCUGCUCUACAGCAUCUCCCCUCUUGGAGGAACCCUCGUCGACAAGAUGGGCCCUACGAUUCCGCUGUGCGUGGGCAGCGUCGGGCUUGUGCUCUCGCUGUUCAUGACCUCCCUGUGCACUCAAUACUGGCAGCUGAUACUCGCACAAGCCCUUCUUCUCGGCAUCAGCGCGUCCCUCGUCUUCUGCCCCCCUCUUGGUGUUGUCAUGCGCCACAUGCCCCAUCGCCGCGGGCUAGCAAUGGGUCUGACGGUUGGAGGCUCCUCCAUUGGUGGCAUCAUAUGGCCCAUCAUGUUACAGCAGUUGCUCAACAAGGACGGGGUCAGCUUCGGCUGGACGAUUCGCGCCAUAGCAUUCACCAUGAUCCCUCUCCUGGCCUUCGCUUGCGUCUUUGUCCGCGAGCCUUCCCGCAAGCCUCCAGCCGCGCCGGCCACCACCAUAGCCGUAAUUGAAAAGACCGCCGGGCAGGCCGCGACCACAGACGAGCCCGCGGAGGCGGGGAGCAGCACCGACGAGUCUCCUUCACAAAAGCACGUCGAGAGCAGGACUGCGUUUCUCCGAAAGCCGGCCUACAUGUUGCUCUGCGCGGGGCUCUCCCUGACGUGCCUCGGGCUGUUCACGCCCCUGUUCUACAUCAGCAAGUACGCCAUCGCGGAAGGCCAGCCAACCUCUACGGCCUUCUACCUCCUGGCUGCCGUGAACGCGGCCUCGCUCUUCGGGCGGUUGGUGCCGGGAUACCUGGCAGACACACUCGGGCACUUCAAUCUCCUGAUCAUCUCGACUCUGAGCUCCGGACUGGUCGGGUUCGUCUGGACAAAGGCAACAACUCUGGCUGGUCUGAUUGUGUGGAGCAUGGCCUAUGGCUUCACCUCGGGCGCAGUGAUGAGCCUCCAGGGUGCGUGCGCAGGCAAGCUAGCUCCCCCACAGGCCCAAGGCAUUGCGGUUGGCGUCAUGAUGGGAUUUCUUUCUAUCAGUUCUCUCAUUGGAACACCGAUCAGCGGGCAGAUCCUGUCUCGCGCGGGAUACCUUGCCCUGUCUGCCUGGACUGGAGCGACCUUGCUGGCCGGUGGUGCCGUCACCGGCGCUGCUCGGUUCACGGUGCAUAGAGAACUGCUGGCGCGGUACUGAUCCGUGCGGACGUCCGCUGCAAAAGCACCGAGAGUAGGCAGCCUGAGCAUAGGCAGCCUGGGCGAUAUGGGCGGAUUUCAACUCCUGAGUGACAUACGUCCGCUCUUUCAAAGGACGGAUAUACCCUCAUCCGGAUCGAACAAGUUACCAUGUAUUAGGUAUUAGACAAAUAAUUUCACCUGAAGAGAUCUAGUCUCAGGACAAUCAGUAGACAUCAAGCUGGGGCUACAAUAGUAUACAACUCAUCCAGUAGCGCUGAAUUGCGUACUUGAUCGGGUUUAAUAUCGGAGUAUCAUACCUACUCAAA